Myripristis murdjan (pinecone soldierfish) is the source of this 7923-nucleotide messenger RNA. It is a transcript of the gene sobpa, whose product is annotated as sine oculis binding protein homolog (Drosophila) a. The transcript has 7 exons. Gene Ontology annotation, cellular component: nucleus. Gene Ontology annotation, biological process: animal organ development. The coding region runs from base 179 to 2968 and encodes 929 amino acids. Lineage: Eukaryota; Metazoa; Chordata; Actinopteri; Holocentriformes; Holocentridae. The record is from RefSeq and is a predicted model, not a curated record.
ACCAGCUUCUCUCGGGCCGCUGCAGAGCUGCAAGACAUCGGCCGUCUGGCGACUGUAAAAGCGGCCGCUGCCUCACCCCCCCUUCCCCUCCGCCACCACCACCACCACCACAACUACCGCCACCUCCUCUCACACCUCACCGCAAAUAUUGACAGAAGUAUCACUGAGGAGGGGAAAAAUGGCAGAGAUGGAAAAAGAGGGCAGACCUCCGGAAAAUAAAAGAAGCCGAAAACCAGCACACCCGGUGAAAAGGGAAAUAAAUGAAGAAAUGAAGAGUUUUGCGGAGAACACCAUGAAUGAAUUAUUAGGCUGGUACGGCUACGACAAGGUGGAGCUGAGAGAUUCGGACAACCUGGAGAUAGGGGAGACCCCACAGCACAUCUCUGUUCUCAAAGAAAACUCGUUGCCAAAAAUGCCAGCAUCGACAGAGAGCGGCGAAGGCUCUCCGGAUCGAGCCAACAGCUCCCAGUCCCUGCCAGCCUCCAGGAACGGAGUCACAGAGCCCUCCACCACACCGUCCACAUCCACACCCAGCACUAAGGAGCAUGGCAACCUGCCCAUCAUAGUCCCCAUGAUCCCACCGCCACUGAUCAAGCCUCCUGCAGACGAAGAUGCAUCCAAUGUGCAGAUCAUGUGCGCCUGGUGUCAGAAGGUCGGCGUCAAACGCUACUCCCUGAGCAUGGGGAGUGAAUUAAAGAGUUUCUGCAGUGAGAAGUGCUUCGCUGCCUGCCGCAGAGCCUAUUUCAAGAGAAACAAGGCGAGAGACGAAGAUGGCCUCGGUGGGAAAUUACCCCAGCACAGCUUUACUCAGGACACGCCCAGGCUUGUCUUCAAGACAAACAGCGAUGUGCUUGUGUGUGACUGGUGCAAACACAUUCGCCACACUAAGGAGUAUCUGGACUUUGGUGCUGGGGAGCGGAGGCUGCAGUUCUGCAGUGCCAAAUGCCUGAACCAAUAUAAGAUGGACAUUUUCUACAAAGAGACCCAGGCUGCCCUGCCUGGGGCACUGUGCAACCCAGGACAUGGGGCUGGUGGUGAGGGUAAGGGUGAGUGCAGUGCAGGGGUACAGCUACUCACUCCUGAAUCCUGGGGAACGCCAUUAACGGACCUCCGGCGUAAGGCUCCCUCACCAGGGGGACCCUCCACGACAUCUGCUCUGGCUCCUUCAACCUCCUCUGCCACCUCUCCCUCAGAAACUGCUACUGUCUGCUCCCCGUCCUCCUCCUCCUCAGCCAAGAUUCCUACACCUAGACCCCACGAGAGCCCUACACUCCCCCCUCCACCUGUUCCCACCUUGCACCCACCCUUGGGGGUCCCCUCUGGUAGCCCCCCCAUGGUGAUGACACCUCGGGGACCUAUGCCCCUGCCUCUGUUCAUGGAACAUCAGAUGAUGCAGCAUAUUCGUCCACCAUUUCUUCGCCCAUCUGCCCAUGCAGGAGGCCCCAACAGCCCCUUGUCAAACCCUAUGAUCCCUGGCAUUGGUCCACCACCACCCCCAAGGACCCUUGGUCCACCAUCCAGUCCCAUGCACAGGCCCCUGCUGUCUCCGCAUGUUCACCCCUCAUCCAACCCGAACCCUGGCAUGAUGCCUCCUCACCCUGGUCUCCCCAUGCCAGGCCUACCCCCUUUCCCCCCAGUCAAUAUGAUGCCCAAUGGGCCCAUUCCCUUGCCCCCAAUGAUGAACUUUGGAAUGCCUUCCCUGGCCCCCCUGGUUCCCCCGCCAACUCUCUUGGUCCCUUACCCUGUCAUUGUACCCCUCCCUGUUCCAGUCCCUAUCCCAAUCCCCAUUCCCUUCAGCUCCAAGACUUCCAGGGACCAGCCAGAGAAUAGUGGGACCAUCUCCAGUGCUCCAGAGUCGUCAGAAACCUCAGCCUCCUUGCCGCAUUCUCCUGGUUCCUCCGGAGGGGAUGGAUUGGAACAGAAAGUAGGGCCAUCUGGCUCAGGAUCUCUCUCUCCUGGGUUCUCUGGUUACAGCGCUGGCCAAUUGGGCUCUGGCUCAGACAGAAGUCGGACAGCGGUUGUGGACUUAACUGUGAAGGCAGAGGACGGUUCAGGGAAUCUGUGUCUAUCAAGUGGCCCUGGACUAAUGGAUGGAGUCAUCGAUCUAACGAUGGGCCAGCGGUCGUGCCAGCAGCAGGUCAUUCAGAGGAUGCUGCCUGGGGUCCAGGUUAAAGUCGAGGCAGAGGUGGAUUCAAGAUCUCCACCAGCUGCUGGGCAGGGGAGGGACGGGAGGGACGGGAGGGACAGUCGAGAUGGGAAGGAAGGGACCCUCUCACAGGGCCUCAGUGCUGAGGAAACAGAAGGGCCCAAACACCUGAAAACACUGGAGUCAUCUUGCCCACCCUCCAGCAAUGACAGCUCUUCCUGCAGUGCUGAUGCUCCACUGACCCAGCCAAAUCCCUGUGUCUCUACCCUCCCCAGUCUUUCCCCCCAACCCCAACCCUUACCCACCACAGCACGGACCCAGCCCCAAUCCCUACCGCAAGUCCAAGCUAGCCCUGCUGCCCCAUGUAAUGUCAUUGUCAAUGGUACAGGAUGGCAUGCACUUCUCACUCCUGCCUCUGAGUCUUGCCCUGAACGAAGAGGAGACGGAGCAGCAGGGGAAGGAGGAGGAGGCGAGGACCAGCCAGCCAAUGGUGAGCUGGAGCGUGAGGCAUUGAAAGAGAACAGCUGCUCAGUGGCAGAAUGGGAGCCAGGGAAACGGGGCUCAGUGGAAGAGGAGAUGGUGGGCACAGGGGAAGGUAAGCAAGACCCCGACUCCAGUCUGGAGGAGGGUGAGCACGCCUAUGCCCUGCCACUGCUGCCUACUGGAGGCUGUGUGGUCAUCCAGCCUGUGCCAAAGCCCGGCGCUGACAAGACGGCCAUCCUGUCCUGCUCCAUCAGCGCACCAUUAUCAGCUGCUGGGAGCCCCGAGCUGGAGCCACCACUGAAGAGGAGGUGCCUGCGAAUCCGCAAUCAAAACAAAUGAGAUGGAUGCUCUGAGGAACGCCGUGCCAUCAGUGACACUCAAAUGUCCACCCCCCGACCACCACCACCACACACACACAUUGUUUUUGUCCUCACCCAUAGUCCAGUCUACCAGCACUACAAAACGCCUUCGACGACUGAUAAAGAGUCCAACCAAACUUGUUAAUCUGUAUCAUAGUAGAGCAGACAGGACUCUUUUUGUCUGCAUGACAGAUGUUCACAUCCGCCUAAAUGGACCGAAUUCCUAUAGACUUGUGGUUCAUCUGAAAAGGCCAGCUGGAUCUCUUGACCUCUACAGCUGCAGAUGUACCCAUCACAGGAGGACUUUGCCCCACUGCUUUUCUCCUCAUUUAAGAGACUUUCAGCCCACACUGCCCCCUCGUACGUAAUCCACCAUCCCCAAUCAAAGCAAAUAAUGUCUGUGUUGUCAGUUUUUAUGGAAUGCACUGUACGGAGUUGACCAUUCAAAGCUGCCGCUGGGAAAUUGGUGGAGGAGCCCCAAGGAGAAAACUCCAACCCGCUAUAAAAUGUUCCCCGUGCUGAUCUUCCCUAGUGCCACAAGUACAAAAACCCUGCUACAAUUAAGUGUUAAUUUUUCUCCACACUUCUUACUCACCCAACUUGUAGCUAUGGUAUCAACUGAGUUGGCAUAGCUUUGACUGUAGAACAAAAAAAAAAAAAAAAAAGCCACACAGCUGGCAAAAAAUAGCAGAACAUCUGCCCAAUCUUGGCCUUUGCUUGUACACAACCAGCAAAACAAUGUAAUUGCCAACCUGACGCCAAAUGUUUUUGGGUUAUUUUGACGGGUGGGUGGCCAAACAAGAGGCAUGCCAUGAAUUGAUCCAGUUAAUGGGGUAUGUUUUGUGAAUGAUAAAGAGUCACGAAAAAAACCCUAAGAAUCAGGCAGUAUAAGGUUUGCCGCCCUUUCUGGAGCAAUGAAGGGCUGGACAAAACAGACAAGGUAUUUUUAAUCAGUAGCUGAAAAGCAGUCCUUGGACAUCGUUUUGAAAGCAUAACUAUUCCUAUUGAAUCAGCAAAUUAGAGGACAAAAUGUUAGAGCUUCACCAGCAAUUGAUGGCGUGUGGGUGGAAUCAUACAAUCUCAGCCAUUUUCCUGUGGCAGCCUUUUUGUUUUCUCUUAAACUUCACCCAAAUGUGGAUAUAUUGUUAUACCAGAAUCAGACAGAGUUGGUUGUAGUUGUGAUAAUCACUCCUACUAUUGACAUUUUUCACUCCCUAGGGAAUGCCAUCUGUGCGCUUAAACAAUAAGCCAUGCUAGUAACAAUGCUACCGGUUAAUAAAUUCUGAGCCCCUGCUGUUUGAGAGCUCUUCAAGGCUUAUUGCACCUCCAAAAGAACUGGGAUGGCAUGGCAAUGUAGAGGCUCUGCCAACUUGCAAUGGGUACUUGCUACCGCAGGCUAGUACUUAAUCUUUUCUAUAAUACAUUACCAGUGAUGUUCCUGUCAUGGGUUAGUUUGAAAUGACUGCACUAGAAUUUAGAGGGGGCAGAGGGAAAACAGCUCUUUCAUAAAUAAUUCCUUUGGGACCUGGAGGAAAAAAUGUCAAAAUAACACAACAAAAAAUUUUUUUAAAACAAUUAGGAAAUUCAUUUUUAAAAAAGUAAUUUGAGGGAAAAAAAAAAACAACAGAAAUCUCCACAGUCUUUUGCCCUUCCAUUGUGAUGCCAUUUUGCUUCAUCAUACUAAGUGUUUGCCAAUUAUUAUUUGUGUUAUGCCAGUUGUUUCUGUUAUAAAGCCAAUCAUGUCCUUGAUUUUAUGCCAUGCCCUAUCUACGGGGUUUGGAUAAUACAGUGCAAUGUAACUGUAACCUGUCUGCUUUUAUCUGAUCCAAUUCCACCACAGCUUAAAGCUGCGAAUUAGGACACCAUUGAACAAAGCCAGCAUUUAGGCUGCGUUCAGACAGCCAGUAAAAAGUGGCCAGAAUCUGAUUUUUUUUUCCAAAUGUAAUAUAGACCGUUUUUUAAUGCCGAUGUGAACAGCAAAAAAUCACAUUGAAUCUGACACUUCUAAUUCUGAUUUCAGCCACUUUCAUAUGAGGUCUUGAAUCAGAUGCGUAUCUUAUUCCUGCUGAUGUGAUGGCUGUGAAUGCUCAGAUCAGAAUUCAUGUCAUUUUUUCCCCCCACAUCAGCAUCAUUAUUCAUUCAUUAUCAGCACUGGUGGCCAAAACAAAACAUGGAGUACAACAAUGACAGAGAGACAGGAGGCUGCAAAUUUAAUUGAUUUACAGGACGAUAACUUCUUGCCCUCAAACUGCCACCACACCACUGUUACAGCAACCAAUUAAAAAAAGGAAUGCCUCCACUAUUUAAUUAAUUGUGAUGAUGAACCGCCAUGCCAGUGACAUUUUUGGUUGUUCAACAGCAUGCUUGUUGUAAAUGCGGGGUCACGGCACAGAUCUGUUCACACUGAUAUCAGAUACAGUCAAGCCAAAAAGAUCAGAUUUAAGAAAAAAAAAAUCAGAAUUGGGUCACUAGUUGACACUCCUAUGGAGGAAGGAUAAUGUACCAAUGAGAGACAAGUAUUAUCACCAUGCCAAAGGUGUGUUCAAACAAAACAGCUCACCUGGUUUUCAGAGGGGAUUUAAAACUGAAGAAUUGAUCAAAUCAUGUUUAAUUGCCAAAAUAACUAGCACUUAUCUAAACGUAUUGUGUUACUGAUGUGCAGUGGGACUGUUGAAAGCAGUAUUACCCCAGGAUAUAAGUGAGGCUAAAUACAGUCAUGGAUUAAAACCAUAAUGCAGGACAUUAGCAGUUUAUUUUCUUAAGUAAUCUUUACAUCACACAGAAUUAUACCUGCUAUCACCAUUUUCUUUUUCCUUUGUUCCUCUUCAAUUAACACUUUCUCAUGGCUAGCCUUGGUGUUCCUCAUUCUUUUCCCUAGUGAAUGCGAUGAGCCCCAGUAUCUACACAUGCACAAACACACACGGAUAAACACAUGGCACAAACACACAUACCCAGACACACACGUCACACAUGCACACAGUACACUUAGUAGGUUUAACGUGUGUGUGUGUGCGUGUGUGUGUCAGGCAGAUGCGAGCAGAGACAGUUGAGAUUAGAGAGUGUUGAUUCAGAGUAAGCAGUGUGCAACUCUAUCUGUUGCCUGUUAGUCAGGCAUUUAGGCUUAGCCUGUCGCUUGCCAAGGCCCAGCUUUGGUGUCACUUUAAGCAUUUCCUUGCCCCCCCCACUUCAUUUCUCUCUGAGCAAAAGACGAAAAUGUUCUUUUUAAUUCACUUUUUCCUUCUUGUCUGCUUUUACUUUUUUUGAAUAAUCUCAGUAUUCAUCUCUGUUUGUUCCUCUGUGUCUUUCCAUAAAAAACAUCACAAACAGCCUAACCAUAUCAUUGUUUGUCAGAAAUUAGUUUAUUUGAAGAGUACAAGAUGCCCCUCGUGAAGCUUGACGCACCAGAGAUUCAUUAGAGAUGUCAGUGUUGAGCUGUGCCGCUGCUUGUCCUGAAUCUUGCUUGUGAAAGCACAGACAUCAGGGCUGAUGCAGCCUUGAAACUGGACACUAUAGUUGUGUCUGUCAGGGCUUCAUAACAGAUGUGGGAGUCAGACAAACCUGAGACAAUGAAACAGCUCUGUCCUUUCGUCUGAUAGCAGAUAGGUCAUGGUUUCCUGUUCGUUACUGUUUGUGCCUGCUCUGACAUUCACCGCACAGUCAAAGGAAUACACCAAGGUUUUGGGGGACUGAGUCGUUGGUCAGCUUCUGUUAGGUGAUGAGAAAAUAGACACCAAAGUCAUACCCUGGUAGAUCACUGCUAAUAUUUUUUACAACACACUCCUUGGGUUUUUAAGAAUUAUGACGACUGACCUUUUAGUAAUGACCAGUUUUUAGUUUUUUUUUAUUUUUAAUCUAUGGUCCUUUCAUAUCAUUAAGUCAGUGUAGCUAAUCUCACUAGGUUUAUUUUGUAACCAUAUUUUAAUUUUGGCUGCACAUUGUCUCCUACCAUUCAUCACAGGUCAAGUUGCACUCCAAAUUUUAUAGGAAGAAAGCCCUUCGGAUAGAGAAAGAUGUCCCUGAUGUAGCUCAGAACAGUAUUCUGUUUUUUCCGAUAUCACAUUCAAUUUGUUUCAUAUCAAUUUUACCGGCACCCUGCAAAACAACUGCAAGACUUGGCUGCAUAUAAUACAAAAUUGCUUUACAUAGAGCUUCAGACAUACUAAAAGCUCCCGGUUUCUCACAUUUGACAUAAUGCUGUUCCUAUAAUAGCUUUGAGUGUAGUGUAUGAUAACAUGUUGGGUACACAUGGAUGAUUUCGGUGUCUAUAUUCUCUCUCAACCUCGCUACAAUUUGGUGUAUUUCUUGAAGCAAAUUUCUAACAGGAAGGGGAAGUUGAACUCCUGCCAUUUGUUUUCCAGCUUCUCACACAAAAACGUGCAUAAUCAUGUCUCGAUUCGCAUCAGUACCGCAUGUGUUGGUCUCGCAUGUUUCAGAGAGACAUGGAGGCCUGUUCUCCUUGUAGUCCUGGACCCUCUGAAUCGGUCUAUUUGAUGGCAGACAGACUCAUGACAAAUCUCCAGCAUUCCUUGUACAAGAUGAACUACAGGCCUGGUCAAACGGCCUGAAUUAUGCAAUGACAACUUAAACCACGCCGCGAGAGAGACGAGUGGUCCACAGACAGAAUCAACACAACAUGACUUCAUGUUUGGUUUCAAAAAUAACAGAGAAGUUGCCUUAACUCUUGCUUGUAUAAUCUCUAGUUAAGACAAUGAUGCUCGCUUGUAAAGAAGACUCUCCCCUCUUUGUACAAAAUGAAAUAUACAAAAAACAACAACUUUGUUAUCUUGCUAGUGUCAAUGUAUAGAGGAUCAGCUUUUUCUGUAACUUGUAUGGACCAUCACAUUUUUGCUAAGGAAAAAAAAAAACAAACCCUCCCGACUCCUUGUUCCUAAACAUCUGAUCUGUUCAACGUUUUAACUUGUGGUGGACUGUCAA